GAAGGGGGCGGCGGCUCCGGAGCCAGCGCGCCUGCCCGACCGGCGGCGAGAGCGACGGGGACGAAGGAGCUCGGGCGAGGAGGAGGCGGGUCUCCGGGCCGGGGCGGCCGGGCCCCAUGGGCGGGUGUGUGGGCUCCCACCACGACUCCUCGGGCAGCCUCAACGAGAACUCGGACGGCACCGGAGUUGCACUAGGUCGUAAUCAGCCCUUGAAAAAGGAAAAACCAAAAUGGAAAAGUGAUUAUCCGAUGACAGAUGGACAACUGCGCAGCAAGAGAGAUGAAUUUUGGGACACCGCACCUGCUUUUGAAGGCCGCAAGGAAAUCUGGGAUGCCUUGAAGGCUGCAGCACAUGCAUUUGAGAACAAUGAUCAUGAACUUGCACAAGCAAUCAUUGAUGGUGCAAACAUAACAUUACCUCAUGGUGCUCUUACCGAGUGCUAUGACGAACUGGGAAACCGAUACCAGCUUCCUGUCUACUGUCUGGCCCCGCCCAUCAACAUGAUAGAAGAGAAGGGUGAUUUAGAGACUCUGGAUAUUCCCGAUCCACCACCUAACUCCGGUCAUGAAUGUCAGCUUCGUUUACGCCUCUCAACAGGCAAAGACCUCAAACUUGUGGUCCGCAGUAUGGACACUGUCUAUCACAUGAAGAGAAGACUGCACACAGCAGAGGGUGUGGAGCCCAGCAGCCAGCGGUGGUUUUUUUCAGGCAGGCCCCUGGCAGACAAAAUGAAACUGGAGGAGUUGAAAAUACCAAGGGACUAUGUGGUGCAAGUCAUUGUGAGCCUGCCCUUAACAAACCCCACCCCGGUGGAGAACUGACUUUGCCUGUAUGUUUCUCUUUUCCUUUUCUGCUCUUCUUACCAUGUGGGAACUUUUUCACUAUUUUUGUUCUCUCCGACUAGUGGGUUGGUUCUAAACAAUGACCAGCAAAAAUUCCAUCUGUGAUGGAGCUUUAGGGGGGAAACACACACACACACACAAGCAAGCACACACAUGUUCCUAAACUGCCCCUGGAGACUUUGCCCAAUUUAGGAAUUAUUGACACCACAGUAAGACGUUCUUAACAAAGUAAAUCUGGAACAUGUGUUUGAAAGAGAUCCUGACAUUUACAGAGGAUGAUGCUUAAAAAGUGGUUUGAACUAUAAGUGAAGUACUGAUCCAUGAAAGGGAAAAGGCAUUUUUUAAAAGGAUUAAACCAAACUGAAGUAUUUUGUGAAAUCAGCAUCACUUACAGUUUAGCCAAUCAGUGUAGCUGCUCUGGUAAAUCUAGUAUGCUGUGAUAAUUGUAGGGAUUGUGUCUAUUCUAGUUUCACAUUAGCUCAACAAGGCUAAUAUUUAAAUGGGAUGGUGAAGGAUUCUGGGGCAAGUUUUUUGCUAUAUACUGAAAUAGCAAGCAAUAGUGAUUUGCCAUUGUUGGCUUCAGUAUGUGCUAAAAAUUGCUCUUUAAAAAAUUAGGCUAUCGUUUAGUAAAUAUAUAAUGUUGUUACAUUGAAUUGCAGUUACCGUAUACUUCUGUAUCUAAUUAAAAAGCUUAUUGUUUGAGGUUCACCAGCUUGAGAAACAAAAACAAAAGAAUGUUUAGGCCCAAUAUAGUGAUUUUAAACCCCCUUUAUUCACAGCAAUAGCUAUUAACAUACUACAGAAGAAAAGCACAGGAAGCCCUGUCAUAUACUUCUGUAAGGUAAGGGUGUGCAACUUGCUUGACAGUAUCAUAUAUCUCCCCACUGAUCUUUAUGUUGCUUGGCAUAACUGGGACUCAGAUGCAUCAUCUUAUUCUGCUAAAUGAUUACACAGGCACUUGACCUUGUGGGAAGAGAUGGGAAUAAUGAUCAAAAAUUAGGAAGAUAUUGUAGAUUGUUAAAUCAUCCAAUUUUUCCUUUACACCAUUAGAUCUUUAAAUAUUUGGGGGGGAGUAGUAUAUUGCAAGAAUAUUUGUAUUACUAUUUCACAAAUCCUUAUAUCAGGGGUGGCUUACCAGUGGGCCUCCAGAAAUUGUAGGACCCCAGUUCCAAUCAGCCCCAGUCAACAUGGCCAACGAUCAGGCAUGAUGGGAGUUGGAGUCCAGCAGCAUCUGGAGGGCCACCACUUAGUUGCUCUUGACCUAAAUACUUUUGUGUCUUGCUGGUGAUGGGUAGCUUACAAAAGGAAGUGGAUUAUUGGUUUGUGAAAAGCACUGUGCAUAUUUCAAGCAUCCUUUAUCUUCCCUGCCAUGGCUUCAGUUACACUUAUUCACACUCAUGCAUAUGACAGUGUAUAUGCAGUGCAUGUAUGUCAGAUUGAUGGGCCAGUUUUUCUACUUGGCAGAUUUAUCUGAAACGAUCAGAGUAACCUUAGCAAUAUCAUACAGUGACAGCAUUUUCCCUUCAGAAUGUGAAAGCAAGCCAUUUUUUAGAGUAAGAGGUAUACCCUUUUCAGAGGGCUUUGGGCAAGAUUGAUAGCAGUCCAGUUAAAUUCUGUUGAGUAAUACUGAACAAAUCAGUCCUAGCAAUGUGCAUCUUUUGAAAAUAAGUAUGCAUAACUCUUUUGUUUAGAUUCUCUGUGCUUUUUGUUGUCCCUGACCUGGUUCACACAUGACACGAAGCCAAACCAUGGGCUUGUUGGAAUAAGAGCAAACAUGGGUUCCCAGAGAAAAGAUUGUGACUGCUUUUCUCCUCCUCCCCUUGGUUACAGCUUGUGGUUUAUCUGGAGCAAGAGAAACCAUGAACUUGGGUUCAGACAGAAUGCUCAGCCAAACCAUAGCUUAGCUCACAGCAGUGCAGCAGCAGCAGGACUGGAAGGGGAGCAAAGUGACAGUGAUUUUCUCGGGGGGGGGGGGCGCUGCUUGUUUGCACUAAGCUAUGGUGCAGCUUAAUAUUACAUAUAUACUUGAUCAUUGGUUCUGUUCUUUUGGUGUGGUCAUGUCCCUGUAAGCACCACUAUUAUUAAUCAUUUUUCAAACAGAACUCAUUAAUAUUCUUCUUGCUAAGCACUGAAUCUACUUUACAGUUAUUUUUAUCUCUGAACAAGCAUGUUCGUUGGUCCACCAAUGGAACAAUCUAGUGUGGACCUCUUCCUCUCGGGAGUGAGGAGAGCUACAAUACUCAAGUGUCCUAUAACUAACCUAGCCUUACUCGGGUUAUCUUGCUGUGAUAACUAGAAACUAGAACAAUGAAACAUAAAAAUUUAAAAUUAUAUAGCAUUUUCAGUGUAGGGUAGGUUGCAGAGUUUCUCAAAUGAGGUUUCUUUUUUUUGGAAAUCAGUUCAGACUUGGAACCACUUGCCAUAUGAAUGUAUCAUUGUGUGUCACAACCACAGCAUUCUUAUGGGCAUAGUCGAAUACUGCAGGGUCUUUCAAUGUAGUUUUGGCCAGAUGGCAGCAGCAUACAGCAAAAGGGUAUCUGUCUUCUAGGGAUUUAUUAAGUUCCCCCACUUUCUCAGAUACCCUGUUCACUUGUGAUUAGGAGCAAACACUUUAUUUUAGAAGUUCAGAAGGAUGCAGAUCCUGCAUUUGUCACUAAGGGUGCAUGCUAAACAAUUGACUAAAAAGCUAAAAUAUUUACCAUAAGGCAAAAUCUGAUCUCGUUGUGAUUCUUUCUGAAGUCAUUCCACAUAUAUUGAAGUGAAAAGGAAUGCUAAACUGCUGCAUAAAAACUCAAAAUGCUGAUAUUUGGAAAGAUGUCCUAGGUGUUGAUCCAUUUAGUUGGUACCAGUUAGUUUCUUUGUAAUUUCCAAGUAAUAAACUUAUUUGGUGCACACCACAGCCAUUACAUAUCAGAAAAAGUAUACCUUGCAAAAUAAAAGUAUGUGUCUAGUGGUCUCAUUUUUCCCAAGUUAAAGAAAGGGACAAAAAUAAUUUAUAGAUAUUAAAAUUGAAUCAAGCUGAAAAUAGGCUGAUAACUUCUGUGACUACUUCUACCCUUUUUGGAAUGUGUUCAGGAUUACUUGAAAUGUUUUCAAACCACGUUGCUUGAUGGCUGGGCCAGCUCCAGGUUUGUGAUGUGGGCCAGAUGCCUUCCAGUGGGUCACUUCUCAUACUUCUGAUGCCUGGAGGAAGGCAGUAGUAGCUGCUGCUUGCUGCCAUUGACAGAGCAAGUGAGCAAGCAGCAGUCACUGUUGUUCUCAGCCACUAUUGCCACUUACUUAUCUGUGCAGUGGGUGGAGGUUUGCCAAUCAUCUUUGACAAAGGGGGCGGGCAUCAGUUAUGGUUUCUGCUGUUCUUCAGUGGCCAGUGUUGUGGGUCAGGUGAUAAUGAUGGGCCCAUGGCAGCUGCUUAAGGAUGCUGACCCAUGGCAUCGGCCAUGCUUGAUGACGAUAGGUUCCCAACAUGCAUUCAGGUAUUCAGCAUGUAUGAGUUCCCAGCUGUAGAAUGCUCUGUGGUAGUCAGACUUUUCUUAGGGAACAAGUUAGCUCCACUUACCUCUGCCACAAGUUAGCUUCUAUGAAUGCAGCUCUACAGUUCUUUAAAAAUGCAGUCACCUUCUCCGACAAAUAUUUUCACUUUGGUGUGUGUGUGCAUGUGUGUGAAGAAAUAAAACCUGUGCAUGACACUUUUUAAGCUGAUAACAUGUAAAUUUUCAGAAGAUGCUGCACUGAAAAAUGGGAGCUGCACUCCCACUUCUGCAGUUAGAAUGGAACAGCUUUAAAGGAAAAGGUCAUUAUCCCUAUAGUUGGAAUGGUAGUGAAAUUCCUCCAAACUGUGAUGAAGGACCAUAUUGGAACUUGUGCACCCACAUAUGUGCACAAUAAAUCAAUAUACCUCCCUUUUGUAUUGAUAGCAGGCACUCAAGGAUUGCUUGCCUUUCAUAAGCAUAGUGGUGACUUAGCCAUCUCUCGCGCUCUAAACAAAAGUAACUCCUCAGGUAUCGUGAAUAGUUUUUACUUGGAGUGGAAAUUGCAUGCAUCUGUUAACCAAGUAGGAGUCUUAGUUUCUUGCUUACUCUUACUCUUUCCUGCUCUAGAAAGAACUGGUUUUUUAGGGUAAACUUGAUUAUAAGUCAUGAGUAUCCCUUUCACCUAAUGUUGCUCAUCUUCACCCAGCAGUUAGAAUAAGCGAGGCAACUGGAUUUUCAUUGUUUUUCAUCUCCAAGGCCGAGCAAUUUCAUUUAUUACUUUUAACGGAAGACUAAUUCAAGUAAGCACUGUUGCAUGCAUUUAACGUUUUAUAAGCAUGCAGAUUGGAUUCUGGCCUGUGCCAGCUCAUUCCCAUCCUUGGAGUCGAAGCUUUGCCUCUUCUGCAGACAUACAUGCACACACUCACAUACAUUGUAAAGACAGAACACUUGGCAUAGAGCUACCAAGGGCAAGCAAACAAGCAAACAGUUGCAAUAUUGUUCUUUACAGUUUAACACAUUUAUACGCCAUUUCUGAUUUACCUUCUCCCCUCUGCUAGUGAAUUAUAUCUACAGACAUAUGGUGGUGGCAGGUUUGUUUAGCACAGAGCUUUGGUUUUCAUGCUUGUUAUUGCAGAUGUGUGACUAGUACAUGACCCAGAAGUAAUGGACUCUCUGUAAUCUGUCUUGGAUGAGCUUGAAAGGCAAAAGGACAGUAGCGCUGUUGAUACUGCAUUAUGUAAAAAAGCGGGUUGCGAGGAGGAUGAAUGCAUAGGAGACACAUACUGCUUACUGUGCUCCAUCCUAUUCUGAAAACAAAACAUGUGACUAGAGCUUUGGCUUAGUACAUUAGUUGCAUUGGCAUUACACAAAAUUCUACCACGAGAUGAGAUUAAGAAAAUGAUCACAUUAAAAGCCAUGAUUGUAAUUCCCUUGAUCUCUAAACUUUAGAGAGACUAAGGAGGUAUUUGGGAAACGGUGUAGUGUGAAAUUACAGUAUAAUAAACUGGGUUUUGAGAGGAUUUUGAUGGACAGAAAUAAUAUCUCUUUUUUCAAUACUGUAGUUUCAUUAUUCAUUUUACAAACAUAAUCGGGAUUCAGAUUGAUGUGAUGAGAGCAAUAUAUUCAGCUGUGGCACAAUGCAUUUUGAUAAAACAAGAUUUUAAGUGUUGCUUGCAAGAUGGGGAAAUGGGCCUUCAUGUUUAGUGCAUUGAUCCUUAGGGAGAAAAUAAAACAAAACCAUAUCUGGUAGGUUAAUACAAUUUUGUGCUGUUUUUGAAAAUCAUUUUAGGAUUGCAGUCAUUGACAUAUCUCUUGAUUUGUCUCAGUGUGUUAGUUAUGCAUAUCGGAUGUCUGAAACUAUAUGGUUUUCUAACAGCCGUUACAGGGCCGUCUUAAGCCUAUCCAGCGCCGUGGUUCAGAGAUCCCUCCGGAUCCUUGCCCCCCCUUUCCCAGCCAGAAAACCUCUGAGGCGCCACUCCCCCCGCACCGACACUGCCAUGCCAUGGCUUCUGCUUUUCGCCCAUCGCGAGCAGGACCAGCAACGGCGACACCAGACUCACGCUCCGCCAGGCAGGGCCAGGCAUGGCAGGCCACCUGAGGGGGCAGCCUAAUGGGCGGGGGCGCUGCCAGCUGUGAUCCGCCUCGGCCAAAGCGGCUGUGCAGUGCUGCCGUCCAGGCAGCCCUGGCUGCAGCGCCGACAGGAGGCUCGCGGCCGGCUUCCCUGCAACGGCGCCCGCAGCCCGAGAAGAGGCGGGCGAGGGCGGCGCUGCCGGCGGGGCUUGAGAGCUGCUCCUCCGGCAGGGAGGAGGCUCCGGGCACAGCGCGGCAGAGGCGCCCUCCAAAGCGCCUCCAGAACUUGGCGCCGUGGUGCCUUGCGCCAGUAGCCUCUAUGGCUAAGACGCCCCUGAGCAGUUACUUUGGUCUUCUUUACAUGAUUGUCCCUGGCUAGGUUGUGUUUGCUUAAGAUUAUAUGGAGCUUUUGGGGGGUGCAUUUCUUCAGCUAUCUGCAAUAUUAUUCCACUUUCAGUUUACUUCACUGACAACCUUUUUCCUGAGUGUUGGUUUUUUUAAAAAAAAAAACAACACACACACAUUUUGUACCUAACAGUAUGUAAAUGGUGUAAAGAAAUACAAUAGCCUAUAUGGGAGUUAUAGAACUGAAUUUAGAGGCAAACCUCCCUUUUCAACAUCCUGCAUUCUAAAGCAGGAAAAUAUGAAAAUGCAACACUUGUGACAUUACUGAUUCUUAUGCCUAAUAGCCAUGUAUCCAAGACUAGUGUAGCUGGUUUUAAAAUAUCUCUGUGUCCAAGAAGUAUUCUUAAUUUAAUUCAGCUGUUUAUUUUUAUUUCCUUCCUGUCUCUUCGCUUUUCUUUCUAUGUAGACUCUGGUCCCAUUUAUAGGAAGCCUUAACUCCAGGGCUGUGACUCCCCUUUUGAAAGAGGAGUGUACUGUGCUGCAUGCCAGCAAGCAGCUUAUUUAAGUACAGUACUAAGAGUAUGAAGGUGGCUUAAUGGUUUGGUUUUUGUUUGUUUAAACACGGUUGCUUUCCUAAGGAGGUUGGAACCCCAUUGCUCAGAAUGGCAGUCUGUGAUGAAAUAGAUUCAUGUCCUUUGGCCGAGGACACUAUGUAUUAGAUACUGCUUAAUACAGUGCACAUUAUCUCUGGAUCAGAACCAUGUUGUCAAUUAAAAAAAAAUGCAAGCAUGGUCAUUUUCAUUAGGGAUAUAUAAAAUUCACCUGACACUUUUAAUCCCUCUUUUUCUGGCAAUUGAGUCUAGCCAAAGAUAGGAAAGGUUUUUUUUUUUAAAUAAAAAAAUUGCUGGGUCUUAAACUCAAAAACAGUGAAAUGGUCUUCUGUCAAGGAUCUUACCAGUGCCUCUCCUCUCCAUGUCCUGGGAACGUCUAGAAACUGGAGAUCGCCUUUUGAGCAAUGCCCGAAAUUGUGUACUAGGCAGCUGGAGGUGUGUAAAGACAUUCUUCUCUAAUGUGUUACAAGCAAAUUACUUGGAUUAUGUCCUAUUUGCCUCUUGGUAGUGGCUUCCAAAGAUGGCUGGUACCAUCAAUUUGUAUUUCUUGAAUAAAAAUCUUCUCUUUUCUGGUAAAUCUUUUUUUGUACAGUGUUUGUUGUGUGCCAUGUAUCAAAAGAAGCAUUUGUGUUACAUAGGUGGUUGGCAAUUGGGUACCAAUACAGAGAAACACAGUUUUCAGUAGCUAAAAGGGGAAGUCUGAUUAGGGGAAUUCCUAUGAUGUGGCACUUCCCCACCCCUCCUCCAUGCAACUUUUAUAAAACUAAAUCUGUUAGCUUUGUACAUGGCAGGAUGUGCAAAACGUUUCUUACAGUCUCCUUCAGCCCAAAGGUGAAAUGUCUGGAAAUGCAGUUAACAUUUGGGUUAGCCUUUUCAAGGUGCACUAUAUAUUUAUACUGUACCUAUGUUGUGCUUACAUUGCAGUAGUAUGUGCACACCUUUAAAGUUCUAUAGCAAAGCACAAAUAGGUUCUUUUUUGACCAAUUAAAUGAAGUAAAUCAGUGUAGCCCCAUGAUUUCCUAAAAGUCAGGAAUAUGCUGUAUAGUACUCUGUAUUAAACAGAAAGGAAAAACAACAAGAAAACCUGGUUAUAUUUUUUUUUUUGGCUUUUAAAAAUAAAAUUGGUACUGGAGAUGCCUUGCCUUAAAAUACAAA
Molecule: messenger RNA, 8493 nt
Organism: Zootoca vivipara (common lizard)
Lineage: Eukaryota; Metazoa; Chordata; Lepidosauria; Squamata; Lacertidae
Gene: UBTD2
Product: ubiquitin domain containing 2
Molecular function (GO): protein binding
Source: RefSeq, a predicted model, not a curated record